Poeciliopsis prolifica (blackstripe livebearer) is the source of this 2066-nucleotide messenger RNA. RefSeq names its product cysteinyl leukotriene receptor 2-like. Gene Ontology annotation, molecular function: G protein-coupled receptor activity. NCBI's taxonomy places the organism in Eukaryota, Metazoa, Chordata, Actinopteri, Cyprinodontiformes, Poeciliidae. Gene Ontology annotation, cellular component: plasma membrane. Gene Ontology annotation, biological process: G protein-coupled receptor signaling pathway. The record is from RefSeq and is a predicted model, not a curated record.
UCGGACCGGACCGGACCGGACCGGACCGGUGGCUGGACGAUGGAGCUGCAGGCGGAACCAGCUGCGAGGAUGGAGGGACGGUUGCCCGGCAACGCCUCAAACAGCAGCAACAACGCGCGGAUCUGUCCCCAUGACGACGACAAAUUCAAAUACAACGCCUACAUCUACACCUACUUCCUGGUGUUCCCCGUGGCGUUCCUCUGCAACAUCAUAGCGCUGGUGGUCUUCUUCAAGCAGAAGAAAUGCAGGAACAAACCCGUCUCUGUGAUCAUGGUGAACCUCGCCCUGUCUGACGGCAGCUUCUCCCUCACCCUGCCUCUGCGACUGGCGUACUACAUGAACAAUGGCCACUGGACCUUUCCUGACUGGGUCUGCAGACUCUGUGUCUACGGCUUCUACGUCAAUCUCUACUCCAGCAUCCUGUUCCUCACGCUCCUCAGCCUCCACCGCUGGUUGGCCGUCGUCUAUCCAAUACGCUAUCAGUACAUGAGAAACUUCAGGUCAACCUUGCUGAUGUGUCUGGGAAUCUGGCUGUUUGUGGCCGUGUCCUCUGUGCCCUUCCUUGGCAGCGGCGUUAAAGAAAGAGGUGGAAUACCCUGCUUUGAGCCGGCGACUCCACAGUCUUGGUCCCGCAUUCUCAGCCUGAACUACGUGGCGUUGAUUUUUGGAUUUGUGCUGCCGUUCUUCACCAUCAUCCUGUGUUGCACCAAGAUCAUCCACAGUCUGACACACCCAGAAUAUUUUCAGGACUUGAAAACACGCAUGAAGUUAAGGAAGAAAAACAAGCGCUCAGUGCGCCUGCUCGUCACGGUGAUAGCAACCUUCCUGCUCUGCUUCCUGCCCUACCACGUGAUCCGGACCCUGCACCUUCACGCCGUGAACGCCCACUGGAACUGCAGCAUCACCAACCUGCUGCAGAGAGCCGUGGCGAUUACGCUGUGCAUGGCGGCGUCCAACAGCGUGGUCAACCCGCUGCUGUACUACUACUCCACCAAGAAAUUCAAGGAAGACGUUGAGCUCACGCGGUCACGUUGGAGUCAACGGAUGUCUUUUAGAAAUAGCUCUGUAAGAUCCACUGGAAGGAACGGGUCGUCAAAAGUUAAAACCCGACCGGAUCCGUCCAUAAACCCAGAGGAUGUGGAGCGGAGUCAUUUCAGAAUUCCUGCUACAGACCAGAGGAUUCAAAUGACUGAGAAACCUUUGGAUGAAAUGUGCUCAGUAUCCGUCCAAAAUUAGAAACCUUUCAGGAGAAACUGCUGCAGAUGAUGCCUUUGGGUCACAGCAACACAGAUUUAUCAUUUUCCAUUUUCUUUGGUUUGAUGAAGGUUAGCUUUGUCAGUAGAACUGGUUUUGUAAUCUUGGGUUUAACUUGAGAUCAGAUUAUAUUCCAGAGGAAGAAGGAAGGAGUUCUGUUCUCCUCUGAAGGACUCACAUGUUCUCCUCAUGGUUUUCCUCCACAUGGUGGCUGAUCAGGUAAAAACAGUAAGACAGGAUCCUCUCCAGGUCAACAGCGCCCUCUUCAGGCUGCUCCCUGACUGGACACUGAACAGGAAACCUUAUUUCCAGGGUCUCAUAGUUUCCGUUGAGCUGAAGCAGCAGUGAUCUCUGGUCCAUGCAGAAACCAGUUUAUAGGGAGAUAAUCCAGUUUCCUCCUGCUGAUUUUUAAACGCUGUUUAUCGUCUGACCAUGAAGUCGUCAGAAUGAAGCACUGAAACACUUUGGGUGGGAUCUGAACAUGAGGUUCACGUUCUGCUGAUCCUCUUUAUUUAACUGUCUAUUAUUUUACAUGUUGGGAAACAGUACAGCCAUGUAAACAGGAAAAUGAAGGCCCAGCUGGGAGUGUCGUCCCUUCUGCUCAAUGUUGAUUUUUAUAUAAACUUCUACAAACUGUCACUGUGUUUAUGUCCUGCUGUUUAAUGUUCAUUCAAUGUUUAAUUAUAAUGUGACUCAGAGGAUGUUGUUUAAAACACCAAGUGAGGAAUUUGUUUCAUAUUUUAAUGGUUUACAUUCAAAUGGAGUCUAUUUACAAUCCAGACAUUAAAUCACACGUUUCCUGUUUAUCUCAA